GCCUCAGACCUGGGCCGAGUGUGAACGCGCGAUGAGUCUUGUGUUUCUGUCUAGCAACUUCCGUGUCUCUCUUGACGCGUAAAACUUGUGUGUGUCUCGGUGCGCGAUGGGUUGUUGAUGUGGUCGUGGUUGGCCCAGACAAGCGUACAAUCUGCGUCGAUGAUAUCAAGCGCAAUGGGUGAAAAUCUCUUUCUCGUCGUCGCUCCUGCCUUUGGCUCAUGCUAUGCGAUUUUCAGACUGCGGGCAGGUACCCACGUCACACAUGCCACAAGGUCCAAGCUUUCUCGAUUCCCAAGGCAUCCAAAUGGACCCUCGUCUUUCAAUUCCUGCCAAACCUCGCCUUUCUCUCGAUCACCGAGCCACUCGUCGAAAUCGCCUGCUUCGAGUAUUCGUUUGCACAUUCUCUACUUGUCAAGCACAUGUACCGCCACGUCGAAGCUUCUUUUGUGCGGUGCCUGGUUCAAGGUUCUUUUUCACAUGCUUCAUCGCCCGUCACGUGGCAUUUGAGUCCCGAGUGUGCUCUGACACUCAUCGCUCAUUCUUGUAUCUUUAGUUUUGAAUUCAGGGAAACACAACCUCUGCUGACCGAUGUAAAUGUACUCGAAUUUGUACUUCGGAUUCCCCGAUGCGCCAAUACCGUAACGAUUGAACCUGGCGACAUGCACAUAGCUGCCCGAAUAUGGAAGUUGCGGCCUCUUUGACCGAAGGAAGGUUUAACCGAGUACCUUGCCCGAUUUCAUCUCGUUUCUCUGCCUGGCUGUAUAGACAUCCAUUGUGCUUAUCGGGAUCUCGUGUGUAUCGGAUCAGAUUCUUACUGCUACUCCUGAAUAGUGUCCUUUUGACCAUAUCGCAGCCCCUAGUAUGAGACAUGUCCACGCCAAUCCAGCAAGCUCUGUGAAACAGAUGUUUCGCGCCAACCAUGAUCG
This is a messenger RNA of Aureobasidium subglaciale EXF-2481, 926 nucleotides long. RefSeq lists its product as uncharacterized. The record is from RefSeq and is a predicted model, not a curated record. Bases 219 to 701 code for a protein of 160 amino acids. NCBI's taxonomy places the organism in Eukaryota, Fungi, Ascomycota, Dothideomycetes, Dothideales, Saccotheciaceae. The transcript has a single exon.